This is a messenger RNA of Sphaerulina musiva SO2202, 2580 nucleotides long. RefSeq lists its product as uncharacterized. The transcript is spliced from 3 exons. The record is from RefSeq and is a predicted model, not a curated record. NCBI's taxonomy places the organism in Eukaryota, Fungi, Ascomycota, Dothideomycetes, Mycosphaerellales, Mycosphaerellaceae. The coding region runs from base 1 to 2580 and encodes 859 amino acids.
AUGCUGCUGGACAAGCUGUAUACACUGCUAGCGCAUCUCAACCCGCUGCAGCAGGCUGUCCCCGAGGCUGUCUGGGGGGCAGAUCCGUUGGAACAUCUGGGAGGAUUUCACAGCCUAGACUACAAUGCCGACGCUUCAUUCCGCAGCUCACUUGCUGUCAAUGGAAGCAUCGGUUGGUCAAGCGUUGCGGCACAUGGCACAAGCUCAGAUCGAGGACGAGCUGGCGUCGAUUUCCUCGUGCAGUUCCCACACAUCGACUGGGAUGGUCUGCGUGGCAUCUAUGGCUGGGCUGCACACCAAUGGCAGGCGUGGGCGAGAGGCGAGAUUGUCGUGCAACCUGGCAAAGCGCAGACAUUGAUUCUCCACACUCCGCAGAUACUGGAAUUCUGGGUGGAUGAUGAUCACUAUUUUGGGGGAGACUUCUACAGCUACCACAGAGCUCCGCUGGUAUUGCGCCUGGAGCCAGGUCGUCACCGCAUUGACGUUCGAUUGGUACGCGAUGUCAGAGCUAUGGGCGGCGUAGAGCAACCGAGCAUGCAGGUCAGCCUCACCAUGACAGGUACGUGGCCUGGACUGCAUCCGGUCUUGCGACCACGAACUGGAGCGCUCAUAUCAGACGUGAUUGACUCGACUCGAGGCUCUGUUUUGGCCAGUGCGUGGGCAUCAGUUUUGCUUCGUAACGACGACGACGAAGACAUCUAUGUCUAUGCCGUAGAGGCAACGCACAACGCUUGCCUUGCAGAGCUGGCAUGUGAUGAAGAUGAAAUCCGCUUGGUGCCCGGUCAAUCGCGACCAGUGCCGAUUCGAAUCAGCUGCGUCAGGCUAGACUGGCGCAUUAAGUUGGACUUCAAAUAUCGCAGAGGGCAUGUCCAUGGCCUAUCGUUGACUGUCAUUGCAGACCCUGUGCAUCGCAGUCCAGGAGAAGCUCAUAAAGUCACAUACCUGCACCCAGGUGGCAUAGUCUCGUAUGCAAUUCUUCGCCCGCCGUCGCAGAAAGCUAUCAACGACGUAGGCCCCAACGUGUCUCUUCCUGUACUGCUUGGCUUACAUGGGGCUGGAGUUGAAGCGGAAUGGGAUGAGUUCCGUCUUGCGCUGGAACCGCUGCCAGAUCUUCAUGCCUGGGUCUUGUUGGCUACUGGUGUGACGCCGUGGAGUGGCGAUGACUGGCAUGCUUGGGGUUUUCCCGAUGUAGAGGCUGCAAUCGCCAUGAUUCCUGACUGGAUCGAGCAUAACGAAUGGAGAGGACCUGACGUUGACAUUGACAGAUGGCUUGUGGCCGGACACAGUAAUGGCGGACAAGGGGCAUGGUACACCUUACUCCACCGACCAGACAAAGUCAUCGCCGUUGCUAUACUUUCGGGCUACUCUUCGAUACAAAACUACGUGCCAUACUCUUUCUGGCAACCUGCAGAUCCUGGCAGAACGGCUGUGAUUCAUUCUGCUCUCGGCAGCUACAGGCACGAGUUGUUGCUAUCCAAUGCGAAAGGGAUCCCCGUGUUUCAACAACAUGGCAGCGCCGACGACAACGUGCCCCCGUACCACGCGAGGAUUCAAAGUCAACUCAUCCGCGAGGCAGGGGCUAACAGUACAUUUGUAGAAAUGGAAGGGAAGCCACACUACUGGGAGGGCGUCUUCACGACCGCUGAGUUGCAGGCCUUCUACCAGCACCACAUCGCUCUGAGCAAUGCUGGAACUGCUGCCCCCGAGCUGCAAGACUUUGCCAUCGCGGUGGCCAAUCCAGGCGACACUGGACCCAAAAACGGGGUUCAAAUCACGCAGUUGACGACACCAGGGCAGCUCGGUCGUCUUGACGUUUCGUUUAAUCCACUGACACAAGGUUGCGUGCUACGAACUACCAACAUUAGAAUGCUUCACCUGCCACCUUAUUUCCGCGAAUGCUCCUUUGUCACCCUCGAUAAUCGCAACAUCUCGCUACCGGACCUCCAGCAAGCGAAGAAUUGGACUCUCAUCAAGCACGCAGGCUUGUGGCAAGUAAAGGGCAGCACAGCCGAUAACAUGCCACCAGCCUCUCCCCGCCUAGGUCGUCAAUCAGGCCAGAUGGACUCCAUACUGCGCACCCAAGACAGCUUUCAAAUCGUCGAGCACUCUCCCCAAACAAGACCCAUCGCUCUCCAAAUUUCUCGAAAUCUAUGCCAAUACUUCAGCGCCGACACCUCCCUCACAUCAUCCUAUGCAGCAGCGCUCAAUUCCACAGGAAACAUCAUCAGCAUCGCCAUCGGUGGCUCCCAUUUCUCCCCAAACCUCUCCACAACAACAGACUUCCCUAUCCACAUCAUCCACCAUGAUAACCAAAUACGAAUCCGACAACGACAAGGGGGUCUCGCAGCAAUCUAUCUCCGACCUCUCCCGCUCGGACGUCUGGAACUCGUCGUGUGGGGCAUCGAUGCAGCCAGCUUAGCGAGCGUAGCGCGACUCGUCCCCAUGAUGCCCGGAAGUGGUCAGCCGGAUUUUGUGGUGGCGGAUUCGCAAAAGAUGCUCGCCAUGGGGUUGGAAGGGGUGUUGGCGAUGGGGUUUUUUGAUGGGACAUGGGAGGUUGCGAGGAAUUCGUUUUUGGGUUAA